AUGAUAUUUAAAAUAUUAAAAAGAAAUAUAGUUAGUGUUUUAAUUAUAUUUUCAUUGUUGUUACAAGUAUUUGUUAUAUUUAAAUAUUCAUCUAUAUCAUUUUCAUCGUCUGCUGAUGGACGUAAUCAUCAUAAUGGACAACACCCAAAGGUUGUAACGAUGGGUAAUGAUUGGGAGGUUACUCAGAUGGAUCAGGUAGCAGGGUUACACCCCGAAUCGAUUCUAAAGAGUAGAAAGGAGUUUUUUGGAUACAGUAAAGUGUCGCUGCCAGAUGCCAAUCUACCACCGUUGUGUCGUCAACCACCCAACAUUCAAGAAUGUGAAGGCAAGCAUCACUACACACCCGUCGUCACACCGUCACCUGUGCUAGAUCCCGAAAAGAUGAAUUAUACGCUUUUGCCAAGCUCACCUCUACGUGCAGUCUAUGGAUAUAGACCCGAUCCCAAUGACGACGAAGAACCACUCGUCUCUAUUCUCACGGCCUUUUACAAUAUCGGGCCAAUCAUUCACGAGACUGCCAAGUGUGUCUUGUCACAGUCGCUUCAACGAUUCCAAUGGAUCAUCAUCAACGAUGGGUCCCCCAACAAAACUCUUGUCCAUGAAUCACUCGAUCGGUACAGAGAGAUGGCUCAAAACGACUCUCGUAUCCUCGUCGUCGAUCUAGUUCAAAAUGCCGGUCUCCCAGGUGCUCGUAACGAAGGUCUUCGCUUUGCCAAAGGUAAAUACGUACUGUCACUCGAUCCCGAUGAUAUGAUCGAGUCAACAUACCUUGAAAAGGCUGUAUGGUUCUUGGAAACAAAUCCUCAAUACACUCUUAUGAAUGCAUGGUCUGUUGGGUUUGGCCAUAAAGAAUAUAUGUGGACAAAGGGUUUUCAACAUGGUGAUAUUAAUUUAAAAGAAAAUUAUAUUACUGUUGCUACUGUUAUGAAAACAAAAGUAUUAAAAGAAAUUGGAGGAUUUGAUUCAAAUUUAAGAACGGGUAUGGAAGAUUGGGAUUUAUGGAUGAGAAUGGCAAAUAAUGGACAUUGGGGAAAGACAAUGGAGGAGUUUCAUUUUUGGUAUAGAGUCAGUCCCCCAGGUAAAUGGGCAUCGAUUUACAAUGAAACAAAGUUUAAUGAAUUCCAUUCAAAUCAAAAGAAAAAGUAUGCAACUGCAUUUAGUCAAGGUGUACCAAAACUAAAAGUUGAACCACAGGAUAAAAUGGAGUCUGUCGUUGACGUUAUACCAUUCCGUAACAAAUUGACAAAAUGUAGACGUCGUAUUCUAUUGAUCAUACCAUAUAUGGAGGUUGGUGGUGCCGAUCAAUUUAAUUAUAAUAUGGCUCAAGGUUUGGCAUUGGAUGGUUGGGAGGUAUCGAUUGCAGCCAACAAGGAAGCUGCCAACAAAUGGUUACCUGAAUUUACACGUGUCACUCCAGAUAUCUUUAUCAUGCCUCGUUUUAUUCGUACGACUGAUCAAACAAGAUUCCUUACCUAUCUCAUCAAAUCUCGUGAUUUCGAUGUAGUUUUUCUUUCCAAUUCAGAGGGUGCCUAUCAUUAUCUGUCAUAUCUACGUGCAAAUGCUCCUGGUCCUGCCUAUGUCGACUAUACUCACUCUGAGACACCCAAGUGGAAGAAUGGAGGGUAUGCAAGAUACAGUGCUGGUUCGGAACCAAUGUUGGAUCGUUCCAUCUACGCCAGUGAGAACCUACGUCAGUCGUGUAUUUCAAUUGGACACAACCACAACAAGACAGCAACCGUAUUGAUUGGUAUCGACUCUGAAAAGUACAUUCCACAUCCAGAAAACAAGGCAGCGGUCAGAAAGGAGUUUGGAUUCCCCGAUGACGUACUUUUGAUCGUCUAUGUAUCACGUUUGGAGCACGAGAAACAACCAGAAGUGUUUGCAGAGGUGUUGCGUAGACUCGAUGCUGAAGGACACGAUUUCCGUGCCAUAUCAAUUGGUGGCGGACAAUUGUUUGAUCAACUCAACGACACUCUACAUCAAAACAAUCUACAAGACAAGGUUAGGUUAUUGGGAACUAUUACAAACAAUCGUGUAUCCUAUUAUGUAUCUGGAUCCGAUCUAUUCUUCCUGCCAAGUAAAAUCGAAGGUAUUUCAUUGGCCAUUUAUGAAGCCAUGUCACAAGGAGUGAUGGCUGUAUCGGCCAAAGUUGGUGGACAAGCAGAACUGGUGACACCCGAUGUAGGAUACCUUGUCAAGCCAGGAACACCAACUGAAGUCGAUGAAUACACUGCCAUCUUGACUGAAUUGGCAGACAAUAGAGAAAAGGUACUUGAAAUGGGUCGAUUGUCACGUGCCAAGAUUCUCAAUGGUUUCAGUGUACACGAUACCAUUCUCAAGUUGGAAAAAGAGUUUUGUUACGCUUCUAUUGCCAGUCGAUUCACUACACCACUUUACAACAACACGUUGAUAUCAAGAUUGGCCAAUGAAGUAUCUGUACUGGGAUACGAGUAUGAAAGAGAGAUUGAAGCUGGUUUGCCAGUAUGGAACGAGUUACAAGCGACAAUCAAACGAUGCACACCACCUCCUCCACCAAAGAUGGAAAGUGUCAAGCGUAUCUCACCCUAUCCCGACCAUACUCCAGAUGAUGUUCUCUUUGGUAUGCAACUUACCAAGCUUCGUCCAGUCUAUGACAUUUUCGAAGAGAAAAAGGUUGAUAGAAAGUUAAAGAUUGUUCUCAAGGAUUUCCAAGAGCAACAUGUACGUCGUAACCCUCGGUUUGCCGAUGACAAGUUUAACCACAAUGACUUUCUCCAUCCACUCAAUCACGAAGUUGAUAAUUGGGACGAUGACAUACCCUACCCAUUCACACAACAAGAGUAUCUAGUCUAUUUGGACAAUGUAUUUAUUGGUAGUGGUGAGUCUGGUACUAUAUUUGAUUAUGAACGUGUGUUUACAUUACGUAAUAGAAACAAUCAAAUAUUUACUCUCCCCUCUGAAGAGUACAAGAGUUGUGAGAUACACAGCUACAAAUCAGUCAUUCAUCUUUUACAGAGAUAUUUCUCGUUUGGUAACUUUAUUUUUGACCAAUUGCCAAAGCUUCAUUUGGCAUGGGACGAACUCAAUGAAAACAACUAUACUCGUGUUAUGGUUCCAAACACCCCUUUUGCUCGUGCAACCAUGGAACAAUUACUCAGACUCCCCUCUGAAAAGAUCAUCUAUUAUAAUCCAGGUGAAGGAUGGAAUCCAUGUAAAAUCUAUUUUGUCGAACAACUAUUACUACCAACUCCCAUUCCACCAGGACACCCACCCAAAGAGAUGAUCCAAGGUCUUCGUAAUAUCAUCUACCGAGUCAAUGAUAUUCCACAAGAUAGAGUAGAUCCUGAUCGAAAGUUCCUUCUCUAUUGUAGUCGUAUCAACUCUGCCAACAAUCAACGUCGUGUAGAAAAUGAAUAUGAUGUUUUGGAUACAAUCAAAAACACACUUCCAGACUAUGAAAUACUCUUUUGGGAUGGACAAGAAACACUCAACCAAACAAUGGCACAUUGGGCAUCCAUCUCAUCGGUCAUUGUCGGUAUGACUGGUAGCAAUUUAGCACCCAUUCUAGCAGCACGUCCCAACACAAAGGUAAUUGAAUUUAUGCACGAGAAUCCAUGGCUCUCUUACUGGGCUGCCUCUGAAUCACUUGGACUUGAACAUUGGAUGUUACCAGUCAAAGGUUUCACUCAUGAAUCUCCUACCGUCACCAUUCAAUUGGAUGAUUUAUCAAAAUUAUUAAAGAAAUCGAUAGCAGAAAAUUAA
This is a messenger RNA of Cavenderia fasciculata, 3741 nucleotides long. It is a transcript of the gene pgtB, whose product is annotated as putative glycosyltransferase. Bases 1 to 3741 code for a protein of 1246 amino acids. Gene Ontology annotation, molecular function: glycosyltransferase activity. The record is from RefSeq and is a predicted model, not a curated record. The transcript has 2 exons. NCBI's taxonomy places the organism in Eukaryota, Evosea, Eumycetozoa, Acytosteliales, Cavenderiaceae.